This is a messenger RNA of Globicephala melas (long-finned pilot whale), 5838 nucleotides long. It is a transcript of the gene METTL3, whose product is annotated as methyltransferase 3, N6-adenosine-methyltransferase complex catalytic subunit. The record is from RefSeq and is a predicted model, not a curated record. Gene Ontology annotation, cellular component: RNA N6-methyladenosine methyltransferase complex; nucleus. Gene Ontology annotation, molecular function: mRNA (2'-O-methyladenosine-N6-)-methyltransferase activity; mRNA m(6)A methyltransferase activity. Lineage: Eukaryota; Metazoa; Chordata; Mammalia; Artiodactyla; Delphinidae.
GGUGCGUCUCCCGGGAUCUCUUUCCGGUUAGGCUUCGGGUGUCCGCAUGAGAGUUGGAUAAUUCUUGGAACUAGGGCUGAGAGGUGGAAAGCAGUCGCCCUUGGUUCGGGACGUGUCUGGGCUGCGAGACCGAAAUGUCGGACACGUGGAGCUCUAUCCAGGCCCACAAAAAGCAGCUGGAUUCUCUGCGGGAGAGGCUGCAGCGGAGGCGGAAGCAGGACUCGGGGCACUUGGAUCUUCGGAAUCCAGAGGCAGCACUGUCUCCAACCUUCCGUAGUGACAGCCCAGUGCCUACUGCACCCACUUCUGGUGGCCCUAAGCCCAGCACGGCUUCAGCAGUUCCUGAACUAGCUACAGACCCUGAAUUAGAGAAGAAGUUGCUACACCACCUCUCUGAUCUGGCGCUAACUUUGCCCACUGAUGCUGUGUCCAUCCGUCUUGCCAUCUCCACGCCAGAUGCCCCUGCCACUCAAGAUGGGGUGGAAAGCCUCCUACAGAAGUUUGCAGCUCAGGAGUUGAUUGAAGUAAAGCGAGGUCUCCUACAAGAUGAUGCACAUCCCACUCUUGUGACCUACGCUGAUCAUUCCAAGCUGUCUGCCAUGAUGGGGGCUGUGGCAGAAAAAAAGGGCUCUGGGGAGGUAGCGGGGACUAUCACAGGGCAGAAGCGGCGUGCAGAACAGGACUCGACCACAGUAGCUGCCUUUGCUAGCUCUUUGGCCUCUGGUUUGGCCUCUUCAGCAUCAGAAGUAGCCAAGGAGCCAACCAAGAAGUCAAGGAAACAUGCUGCCUCAGAUGUUGAUCUGGAGAUAGAGAGCCUUCUUAACCAACAAUCUACUAAGGAACAACAGAGCAAGAAGGUUAGUCAGGAGAUCCUAGAGCUACUGAAUACUACAACAGCCAAGGAACAAUCCAUAGUUGAAAAGUUUCGCUCACGAGGUCGGGCUCAAGUGCAAGAGUUCUGUGACUAUGGAACCAAGGAGGAGUGCAUGAAAGCCAGUGAUGCUGACCGGCCCUGUCGCAAGCUGCACUUCAGACGGAUCAUCAAUAAACACACUGAUGAGUCAUUAGGUGACUGCUCUUUCCUUAACACAUGUUUCCACAUGGAUACCUGCAAAUAUGUUCACUAUGAAAUUGAUGCUUGCAUGGAUUCUGAAGCUCCUGGAAGCAAAGACCAUACACCAAGCCAGGAGCUUGCCCUUACACAGAGCGUUGGAGGUGACUCCAAUGCAGAUCGACUCUUCCCACCUCAGUGGAUCUGUUGUGAUAUCCGCUACCUGGACGUCAGUAUCUUGGGCAAGUUUGCAGUUGUGAUGGCUGACCCACCCUGGGAUAUUCACAUGGAGCUGCCCUAUGGGACCCUGACAGAUGAUGAGAUGCGCAGGCUCAACAUACCAGUACUGCAGGAUGAUGGCUUUCUCUUCCUCUGGGUCACAGGCAGGGCCAUGGAGUUGGGCAGAGAAUGUCUGAACCUCUGGGGUUACGAACGGGUAGAUGAAAUUAUCUGGGUGAAGACAAAUCAACUGCAACGCAUCAUUCGGACAGGCCGCACAGGUCAUUGGUUGAACCAUGGGAAGGAACACUGCUUGGUUGGUGUCAAAGGAAAUCCCCAAGGUUUCAACCAGGGUCUGGAUUGUGAUGUGAUCGUAGCUGAGGUUCGUUCCACUAGUCAUAAACCGGAUGAAAUCUAUGGCAUGAUUGAAAGACUGUCCCCUGGCACUCGCAAGAUUGAGUUAUUUGGACGACCACACAAUGUGCAACCGAACUGGAUCACCCUUGGAAACCAACUGGAUGGGAUCCACCUACUAGACCCAGAUGUGGUUGCCCGGUUCAAGCAAAGGUAUCCAGAUGGUAUCAUCUCUAAACCUAAGAAUCUAUAGAAGUACUUCUAAACCUAAGCAUCCGUAGCCAUGGCUCUGCAGGCUGCACCUGAAGAGUAAUAUUUGUACAAUAGUUAUUUUCCUUAUUUAAAUAAAACUUUGUAUUGUAGUUGGGAUUUCGAGGUCAAGUUCUGGCUCUGCCACUUAACAGUGUGUGAUCUUGUGUAACUCAUCUCUCAGUAUGAUUACUUAUAUGUAGACUGGGAAUAUUACCUACCUCAUGGGGUUGCUGUAAGGGUUCAAACUAAAUGAAUGCUUGAAAAACAUUAAAAUAUUGAUUAUACUGUAUAGGAUCAAAGUGAUUAGCAAUUAGUGCUAGUAAACAUGGUAAUCAAGAAGGGGGUUCUCUGGGACAACAUUUCUUAAGGUAAGAUUUGAGUUUCAUUUAAGAUUAUCAUCACUAGGGCUAUCAUGCUCGAAAUGUUGCUUAUUCUGUUACAACUAUGUGGCUUUGCUAGUCUAUUAUUCGUUUAUUUCCAAGAAAAGUGAAAUAAGCACAUCUUACAUUAAAUUUAAAUAAGUGCCUAGAGUAUGCAGAGAAUUAGCCUAUAUAUUAUAUAAGUGAAAACACCUCUGGCCUAUCUUUCAAAAGAUACUUCAUCAAACACAAGUGAACACAACUUCUUUAAACUUUGGUGAAACCUCUUAUAUUAAGGAUGUAGAGUUCUGCCUUUUGCACUCAUAAACUGUGAUAACUGAGAUAAGAGCGUUGACUACAGAAAUAUUGCAGAGAAAUAAAUAAAAGACGCUCCUAGGUGAUGUUAUUUUCUCUACAGCCCAGUGUGCUUACUAUGUUGAAAACCUUUGUUCUCAAAGUAAUUAAUGUGCAGAUGUGAUAGUAAUAGUUCCCUGUUUAAGAGGUAACCUUUAAUGCAGCCUUUUUUUAGCCCCUUUAAAAUGGAUGCACACAGUGAUGUUUUCUCCUAGGCUCAAAGCUGAGUAUUAUCCUAUCAUUUUAAUAGUAUUUUAGGCAAGUCCUAUGACAAUUAUACCAACAAGUUUUCCUCAAACAAUUCCCCACCCCUAGCCACCACCCCUAUGUUCUGCUUGUUCAUAUGCCCUUCACCCUUUCCCCUGUUAUUAUCACUGAUAUCUCUGCUUGUACGUGAAAGUAAAAAGCAAUUCCAGCAAACUCAAUGGCCCUGCUCCAUAGCCUGGCCCCUGUAGAAGAGAGACAAAAGGGGAGUAACGUGAAGGACAUAAAGGACCAUCAUGGGUUGAGAUCAGGCACUACCAGAAGCCCAGCUUGUCUUUUUAAAAACAGGCUCGGUGGACAUGUUCCCAGCAGGUAAGUCUUCACUGGCUUGGAGAACAGGACUACUUCACAAACACUACUGUGUUUGAGUUUCUAGAGGCUACCCAGGCCAAGAAGACAUCCCUAAGAAAGAAAAAGAUACACACAAACUCAGAAUUACAGCCUAGAUAUAUUCUUUUUAAAACUUUGUCUUAAACAAAUAGGUUGACAUAUAUCACCCAAUAGGAAUAUAAAGGCAGUGGGCCUAAGAGUCAGAAGUAUAGGCAAUCCUAAUUUACUUUGGAGGAUUUGAGAUAGGAAAUACCAAUGCCUUGUUUCAUGGAUGUAGGUCAAUCUCAGGAAAAUUGGGGAAAUGGGGAAAAUCUUCAGAACUUCUUCCCUUUCCCCCUAUACUUAGCACCUUAUUGUGCUACUUACCGCCUAUCCAUUCCUUCUCAAAUUCUAAUUCCCUAAGAGGUCUGAUUUGCACUAAGGAGAUAAGCUAAACUAAGAUUCAGUCACCACCAGCUUGAUGUGUCAUAUUUUUAAAGAGCACACACAGAGGUAAUGUAACUGAAAAGUGUGAACUGCUCAUUAUGUCAUCUUUAUCUACAUGGCAAAUGUAAGCUUUUUUUAAGCAGGGGAACUUCUCUAGCAGCUUCUACAAUCAGAUGUAUACAGCAACCUACUCUACCAAAGGUAAGGUGGUACUGAUUAUAUGCUCAGGGUUACUGUGUUUUCCAACACAGUUAAUUUAGUCAUACUUGAAUUAUAAGAAGGGGAACUGUAAGCUCACCUGCAGUGCUUCACCACGCACUCAUUGCUGCAGUACUCAUUGUCCCAGUCCUUACUCACAACGGGAGGGUUCUCACAGCCGGACCUCACACAUCGAGGCUGGGGUGAGAGCGUCAUAGGAGACCCACUCACCAAUUCAACAUCCAUUUGAGAAGGAGACUCAACCUGUGAGAGGGAGAGAGCACCAAAGAUGGAUUGGAUUGCUACUUACCUAGCUAGCCAGCUAGUCAAAUUAACUCUAGGAUCCAAUGGAGCAACAGAUGUUACAGUCCCUCACAGAUGGGGGUACACUUCCAAAAGAAGGUGAGUUCUUGGUCUUCUCUAUAUCCAGCUUUAGAAUUUUGCCAUGCAGAUUGACAUGAAGAUGCUUCCUAUAAGGGGAAUGCUGCCAUACUGCUAGUGUUUAAUCUUAAUUUUACCCAUCACUGACUUUAUUCUACAGUUGAAUAAUAUUCCUCUGAAAAUAUCAAAUCAAUAGAAUGUGAAUAGAGGUUGGGUCACCUCAACUAAGAUCAGAGACUAAGAAGAUAAAACGUGGUGCCAUUAGCAAAAAGGAAAAAAACUUAGAGAUUAAUAGUUUCCUGGUUUUGAAGGGGUGGGGUGGGUGGUAUUUUUCUUUAAAAUGACUGCUUCAUUCAUUGUGGGACUAUAGUCACAAACAGACCUAUAUUUCAAAAUGACUACUGGUCAGGUGCAAAUUAAAACUAGGGUAAAUUGGCAUCUGUUUGUUUCUGAAAAGACUCAAUGAUACUAACCAGUUGAAUUUUUCUACCUGUAUUCCCUACCCAUCCCCUUACUUAAAAACAUCAAGCCAAGCAGUCAAGGUUUGAGAGAAAUGGAAGGAUUUAUCUCCAAAGCUUUGGAUCCUUGGGUAAGACACCUGAAAAAUAACUCUAUGCUUAGGAUAUAUCUUUAGUUGACUACCGUAUUACUUCUGCUUAGUUAAGGAGUAGUCUAGGAUAGGAGGCCCUCUUAAUGUUUCUCACCAAGAACACUACAGAGUAUCUUGCAGGGAACUGACAGGAUAUUUCAUACGCCUAGUUGUGCCAGGCAUUAAAUGCUAGUAGCAACCCCUGCUUUUAUUAGGUCAACCAAAAAUGCUUACACAUUUUCACUGGUCUAGAGGAAAUACUUGAAAACAGAGGCUCACCUCAGGAACUACAUCUGUGAUCAUCUCACAGAUUGUCUCAGGAGAGGUUUCCUCCACUGUGUGGGUCUCAGGGCUGCUGUUCACAGGCCGCUCCGGACUCCUUUCUACAGGUGGUGGAACCAAGGUAGUCUGCAUUUUUAGAGUGGGUGGAGGCACAAGCUUGACCUGCAGUGGCGGCGGCUGCUGCUGUAGAUUGAUUCGAAAUUUCUGAGGUGGGGGCUGCUGCAUGGCCUGCAGCGGGGGAGGCUGCUGCAGAAUGGCGACUUGCUGCUGAGCCGGGGGCUGAGGCAUUUGCUGCAACGGAGGGGGUUGUAGUCGGGGCGGAGGCAGUUGCAUGGAAGCUGCUGCUGCAGCUGCUGCCUGCAGCACUGACCUAGUGACGAUCUGGGCUUGCUGACUAGGCUGGAUAGUAGCUGUACUGGUUUGGCCUAGUUGGAUCCCCCGGGAGGUCACCACUGUGGCUGGGAUAACGGUAACCAUCCCUCCUUGAGACAUAGUAAUAGAAGAGGGCAACAUCUGUUUGGUAAUAAUCAACUUGGUAAUAUUGGGCUGACCCCCAGCCCCAGAAGAUGCCUGGUUUGCUACAUAGGAUGAAAGAGUGGAAUUAACAACAAUGGAAGGAGACAGGGCAGGGGGCUCUGUUGAGGCUGCUGCUGGAGAGGCUGGCUCAGCAGUAGUCACAGGAGGUGGAGAAGGAGUCUGUGAUGGGGGCGCUGGAUCCAAUUCCACUGUUUCCACAGUAGCCUAAAAGAAGACCAAAAAAAAAAAAAACAGGAGAUUUA